GCGCGGGGGCGGGGGGGCGGGUCAGGCCAGGCCGGGCCGGCCGGGCCUCUGCGUAAGCCACGCGCCCCCGGGGUAAGAGUGAGGCUGAAGAGCUCGCAACAUGGAUUCGGGGGAAAGCGGCGGCGGCGGAGGAAGCGGCGGCGGGAAGAUCCGAACGCGACGGUACCAUCUGGCAGGGGCCUCCUCGAAGCCUUACCCCAGGAACAAGCAGGGAAUUAUUAAUAUUGUGAAAGAAUCUGUGAAGAGUAUUGUUCCAACUUGGCUUCAGAGUUACUUCAAGCAAAAUGAAGAGGCAUCCUCAAAUGAACAAAGGAGACAGGAGGAGAAUGUAAACUAUCAUCCUGCCUUUGCAGAUGACAUUGCUGACAAUCCUCUGGAGAUUGAUGGACGAAUAACUCCUGAGCCCACAAGAAUUACUUUAGAAGAGCCCUCAACAAGUAGAUCUGGUUUAAACUUCACAGAUAUUUUAACAAGGCCCUCCCUCCACCGGAGUCAUCUUAGCUGCAACAUCUUGGAUUCCCCACCACCACUUUGUCAACCUUCCACAUCAUCUGCAUUUCCAAUUAGUAAUUCUGGACUCUCUCUUGGAAAGGAAAUGAAAGAUUCUACCUCUCAGCAUGAUGAUGACAACAUCUCAACUACUAGUGGCUUCUCUUCAAGGGCAUCUGAUAAGGAUAUAACAGUUUCAAAAGGUGUUUCAGUGCCACCUCUCUGGUCUACGGAGGCUGAAAGACCUGUCUCCCUUUCUCAGCAUACAACCACCAGUUCUAAAAAGCCUGGGUUCAAUCUGUCUGCCUUUGGAGCACUCUCCCCUUCACUUGGUAAUGCAUCGGUUCUUAAGACAAGCCAGCUUGGGAAUUCUCCAUUUUAUCCUGGAAAAACCGUGUAUGGCGGUGCAGCUGCAGCAGCAAGGCAGUCUAAAGUACGGAUCACUCCUUAUCAGACACCAAUAAGAAGGCAAGUGAAAGCCAAGCAAGUGAACACACAGUCUUAUGGAGUGACCAGUUCCACUGCCCGGCGUAUUCUGCAGUCUUUGGAGAAGAUGUCAAGCCCGUUAGCAGAUGCUAAAAGAAUUCCUUCUGUUUCUUCUCCAUUGUCAUCUCCUGUGGAAAGAAGUAUGCUGAAUAUCACUGACUUCCACUCCCCAAGAAGAAAGGCUGAAUCUCAUUAUCCUCCGGUUCAGAAGCUUGUGACCCCUAAAAGUGUUUCACUGUCAAUGAGUCGUUCCCAAUAUUUUAAACCAUCUCUUACAUCUGCUACUGAAUCGGCCAGGAUUCGACAGAGGAUAGAGAUGAAUCAUAAAGGAGUGAAGGAGAAGAAUCUAGCAGAACAACAGCAAAUAGAGCUAUCAGAAAGUAGUGUCACAAAACCCAAGUUCGGUACUUCUGCAUCCAAUGGACUGCCUUCUACAGCUGGAAGUGGUGGCGGUGGUGGCAAGAUGAAGAGGGAAAGGGGUGUCCAUUAUGUAUCAAAAUCUGCACAAGUAGAGGAGGAGAUGGAGAUACCAGAACUUCCAGAAAUAUCUUUACCCAUCAGUACAUCCGCUUUGCCCAACUUCAGCUUUGGCCCUCUUGCUAGUACAACUGUUUCAUCUUCAUCAAUCAGUAAUGCACAAUCAGCAGCUAACAAGGUGCAACCAUCCAGCAAUGCUAGCAGUCCUGUGUUCAGAUUUUCAUCUCCAAUUGUAAAAUCCACUGAAGCAGAAGUGCUAUCACCAGUGUCUAUUGGAGGCUUUAAAUUUAGUGUUCCUGUUCCAAAAUCAUCUGAGCCUUCAGGAUUACCUCUGAUUAACACAGCCACAGCUGUCAAUAGCAUUAGCAAUAAGAGAGAAAAUGAGUAUGAUGGUCCUUUUAAGCCUGCAAAAGUCCUGAAAGAAGGAAGUGUGCUGGAUAUUUUAAAGACUCCUGGCUUUUCUUCUCCAACCACAUACUCGACAACAGCACCUGCUACAACAAGCACAGUUGUCUAUACAAGACCUGCAAUAAGUAGCUUCUCUGGAACAUCUUCAGGACUUGCAGAUACAUCAAAACAAGUAUCAACAUAUUGGCAGUGUGAUGCAUGUCUUAUUCAGAACAAGCUGGCAGAUAACAACUGCAUAGCCUGUCAAGCUGCUAAAGUGGCAACAGUAGAUGGUACUAAACCAAUUGGUACUUUGACUCAGAACGUUACCAUCAAAUCAGCUGUUUCUGUGACAGGGACGCAGGGCUUUGGAGACAAGUUCAAAGCAGCAGUUGGAACUUGGGACUGUGAUACUUGUUUGGUCCAGAACAAACCAGAGGCUACAAAAUGUGUGGCCUGUGAAACACCAAAACCUGGAACAGGAGUGAAACCAGCUCUGGUGUUGCCUGUAGUCACAGAGAAUGCCACAGCAGUGUCGUCGUCUUCUGGCUGUACUGAUGUCACAGUCACCUUGGGAUUUGGGGACAAAUUCAAGAAGCCAAAAGGUGCUUGGGAAUGUUCUGUGUGCUUAGUGUCAAAUACAGCAGAGGACAGCAAAUGUGUGGCCUGUCAGUCAAGCAAACCAGGAGAUUCAGUGCCUGUGGUGAGUAGCAGUGCUUCCUCUUCAUCUCUUUCUGGAGGAUUUCUUGGCUUAGACAAAUUCAAGAAACCAGAGGGAAGCUGGGAUUGUGAAACCUGCUUAGUACAAAACAAAGCGGAUGCCACUAAGUGUAUAGCUUGUGAGAAUGCAAAACCCGGCAGCAAGACUGAACUCAAAGGAUUUGGUACUUCCUCAGCCUCAUCUGCUCCUUCAUUUAAAUUUGGUAUUCAAUCAUCCUCAGAAUCGCCUCAGACAUUGGGAAGUGCAGGGAAAAACUUCAAGUUUGGAGAGCAAGCAGGAUUUAAAUUUGGUAUUACAUCAGAAUCGGGUUCCUCAACAAACACUCUGGCAGGAGGAUUUAAGUUCUCUCAAACUGAAGGCUCCAAACUGGGAAGCCUUCCUUCAGAUUCUAAACCUGAGGACAGUGUGAAAGAGAGCAAGAGUAAGAGCAGUUUCAGCUUUGGACUUCCCUCUGGAGGUACCAGUACAUCGACUACAUCAUUUCAAUUUGGAAUAGCUACCCUUGGACAGCAAGAGAAGAAAGAGGGACUUAACACGCCUGCCAUAGGGGGUUUUACUUUUGGCACAGGUUCGGCAGCUUCAACAACUGCAUCAGAGAAUAAAACUGGAAUUAGUGGCUUCAAGUUUGGAAAUGCAGAAGAAAAGGAAGUUGCAGUGACUCCCUUUUCCUUUAAGAAACCAGAGGGGAACAAAGAUGAAAUUCCUUCAGCAAAAGGUGGCUUCACUUUUGGUAAUGUGGAAUCUGCAACUGCCCCACAACUUGUUUUGGGAAGGACAGAUGAAAAACAGGAGUCUGUUGCCCCUUCUAAUCCAUUAGGAUUUGGGAAAAAAGCAGAAAGUGAAGAGUCAAAAGAACAACCCAUCUUUUCAUUUGGGAAGGCAGAGCAAACCAAAGAUGACAGCACUGUAAAACCGGCAUUUAGUUUCAACCUGACAAAACCAUCAGAGAAAGAAACUGAACAACAAUGCAAACCAGCGUUUACGUUUGGGGCACAAACCAGCACAGCAGAUCCAGGAUCAGCAAAGCCUGCAUUCAGUUUCCUGAGUUCGAGUUCUUCUAAUGCUGCCGUGCCUAAUGUUUGCACUGGCAGUGGCAACAGCAGCAUAUUCCGCCUCACCACCUCUGCCUCAAAUCCUCCUUCGGUAGCACCAACCUUCUUGUUUGGACAGGCCAGCAACACUGUGAGCAGCUCUGCUUUUGGAAACUCCUCUGACUCUAGUACACCCCAGUCCUUUGGGUUCUCUCAAGAGAGCAAGCCACCGACAACCACCUCUAGUACAAGCACCCCUGUUCCAUUUCUUUUUGGCCCAGCAGCCACCACUAACAGUGCAGCCAACACUGGCUUCAGUUUUGCAGCUGCAGCAGCAGCUUCUACUACUACAGCAACUUCAGCAGGUGGUUCCUCUUCAUUUGUGUUUGGCUCUGGGUCUUCAACAUCUGCAGUUGGUCCAGCGUUUGGUGCCAGCCAGACACCAACAUUUGGCCAAAGUCAAGGCUCCAGCCAGCCCCCUGCUCCAACCUUUGGAUCACUCUCAUCAUCUUCACUAUUUUCUGCCGGUGCUCAGCCUGGGCCUCCAGCUUUUGGGUCUGUGUCAAGCAGUACUCAGCCUCCGGUCUUUGGACAACAAGCUACUCAACAACCUGGUUUUGGCUCUGGUACAGCUCCUAAUUCUGGUCCUGUGUUCCAGUUUGGAGGUAGUACUGCUAAUUUCAACUUUGCAAGCAACAAUCCAGGAGUAUUUACCUUUGGUGCAAAUCCUGGUGCACCAGCGCAGCCUACAGGCUCUUCAGGAUUUGCAUUCCCCCAGCCUUCAUCAUUUAACAUGGGCAGGAAUAAUGGGAAAAAUGUUUUCUCCGCAUCUGGAUCUGGUCGGAAGAUAAAGACUGCUGUUAGACGUAGAAAAUAAAUAUUAAUGAUUGUUAACAGACAGCCACUCUCUUACUACGGCUGGUUGCCCUGCAUUGUUCAAUUACUGAAUUGUACCUCAUGCUGGGUUUAGCUGAAGCCAGGUCUGCCUAAACUCUGCUCGCUUUCCCCUCUUCCUCUUUAGGUUUUUUUUUAAAAAAAAAAUAAUAAUUAGAAUUGGUGGCAGGGAGGCUCUAGGGCAAAACUACUAUAGAAUCCAGCAGUUUUUCUUCACUGACUUGGCAUGGUCUGGCUAUAGAUAUACAUAUAGCCUGCACAGCGAAUGGCUUCGUAUAAUACCUCUGUUUGCACCACUUUGUGCGCUCAUCUGCGUUUACUGACACCUCGAAAUUGUAAUUAUAUCAGUAAGGGGAGUCUGUAUAGAGUAGAGAAUGUGUAUAAUGAAUGAUUUCUAUGCGGAGUUUGUGCUGGUGUACGUGUGAAGUGAGCGAGCUGCGUGUAUUGUGCACUAAAAUUUUCUGAUAGAGGAAGAAUGAUUAAAAGACGGUCCAUGCUGAGGACUAGUUAGAUUAGUAGUACUUCAUUUAAUAAUUAGAUGCUCUUUCUAUUUUCAUUCUUACAGCUCCUUAUCACCUGUCUCGCCUUUUCAUUAUUUUAUUAUAAGAACGAACAUGUAAAUACAAUUCCGUUUCUCUAUGUACUACUUUGGCAUAACAAAUCUGUGAACUUGAAAUUUUAAUUUUGUGUGUUAUGGCAAAUUUUUGUUUAGUAUUGUCUCAGAUUUUAUUAUGUAAAUCUCAUUAUUCAAAGUUGCCUAAAUCCAUUAAAGACCUUUAAAAUUGGGAAUUCUUAAAGUGAGUUUAUUGGCUUUUCUGAUCCAUUUUUGUUUGGACCAAAAACCAGUAUUGUACAAAGUGUUAAGUAUAUAUUUUUAUAUUUACGGAAAUGGACUCUGGUGACUUUGGAUAAUAAGGAAAAGUUUAAUAUUAAAGCCAUGUUUAUUACAGUAUAAUUAACAUGUUAAACCAUGGGAUAAAUGCCAUCAAUAAAAAUUAUGAAAUA
Messenger RNA from Hemicordylus capensis (graceful crag lizard), 5490 nucleotides. It is a transcript of the gene NUP153, whose product is annotated as nucleoporin 153. The record is from RefSeq and is a predicted model, not a curated record. Gene Ontology annotation, cellular component: nuclear pore. Bases 101 to 4468 code for a protein of 1455 amino acids. Gene Ontology annotation, molecular function: structural constituent of nuclear pore. The transcript has 22 exons. Lineage: Eukaryota; Metazoa; Chordata; Lepidosauria; Squamata; Cordylidae. Gene Ontology annotation, biological process: RNA export from nucleus; protein import into nucleus.